Molecule: messenger RNA, 5515 nt
Organism: Diceros bicornis minor
Lineage: Eukaryota; Metazoa; Chordata; Mammalia; Perissodactyla; Rhinocerotidae
Gene: POLL
Product: DNA polymerase lambda
Exons: 7
Coding region: 803-2401 (532 amino acids)
Biological process (GO): double-strand break repair via nonhomologous end joining
Cellular component (GO): nucleus
Molecular function (GO): DNA-directed DNA polymerase activity; DNA binding
Source: RefSeq, a predicted model, not a curated record
GGUGACCCGCGGGGACUGAAGUGGAGCCCACCCGGGACCGAAUCCCGGGAGGGGGAGGGGGCAGGGCCCCCUCAGGUUGGGGUCUCGACACCCCAGUCCCUCUGUGGUCCCCAGCUGUGAGUCCCUCAUGCGCGCCAGCUGCGUACGCGGCGGAUGCCCCACACCUGCCGGAGUCUUCUCUACCCCCAGCUGUGAGGCGGAAACUUCCCCAGUCCCGGAAGGCGCCCCACACCAGCUGCGGCCGUGCCCCAUCUCCACGCAGCUGCGGGGCUGAGCACCCGCAUGCCAAGAACCCGCGACUAGGGCAGGUGCAGGGCGUUCCCACUGCCCCCCUAACCACCCCCAGGUUUUCCUCUGUGGGUCUCUGAUGGGGUUAGAGAAAGAUUAUGUGGAGUUUAUGUGCCCCGCAGCCUCCACUGCUCUUGGGAGCUCAAGGGCUUACUAAAGCUGUAGCUUCGUUUCCUAGCCUGGCGUCCCCUUUCGGUAAAUCCCUUUGGAAGUGGGAUGCAGCAGGGGCAGACACUGCGCUGAAUCUUGAGAGCGACCUCUCUGAGGAAUGAUAUCGUUUCCUUACUCUCAAAAGUUCCCCAAAUAGCCUCACUCUUCCCCCCAUAUACCCCAAUACUCUGGCUUGGAAAGGCUGGUGAGUGUAGAGGUAGGCUAAACCACUGGCGUUCAAUUUGGUUUUGGGAGACCCCUGGGAACUGGGCUACUGCCCCCAAGGCCUAAUCAAUAGAGACCCCACCUCUAUAGGCAGAGGGGUUGGGGAACCGCAAUUCUGGGUUUCCACAGGACAGCUGUUAUGAUCAGCUCUCAAACAGAAAGGUCAGGAUCCAGCCAUACCUCAGUGGACCCCAGGGGCAUCCUGAAGGCAUUUCCCAAGCGGAAGAAAAUUCCUGCCAAUUCAUCAUCAAAAGCAUUUGCAAAGAUUCCCAAGAGAGAACACGGAGAAGCAGCAGGAGAGUGGCUGAGCUCCCUGCGGGCCCAUGUAGUGCCCACUGGCAUUGGGCGAGCCCGGGCAGAACUCUUUGAGAAGCAGAUUAUCCAGCAUGGUGGCCAGAUAUGCCCUGCCCAGGCCCCAGGGGUCACUCACAUUGUGGUGGAUGAAGCCAUGGACUGUGAGCGAGCCCUCCGUCUCCUUAGACUGCCCCGGCUGCCCGCCGGUGCUCAGCUGGUGAAGUCAGCCUGGCUAAGCUUGUGCCUGCAGGAGGGAAGGCUGGUGGACACGGCAGGAUUCAGCAUCUUCAUCCCCCACAGGUACCUGGACCAAACACAGCUCAGCAAGGCAGACCAAGACUCUUCUACUCCUCCUAGAGCCUGUGAGGCUCUGCUCCGUACAGCCCUCUCUCCUUCCCCUUCUCCUACCAGACUUGUGUCUCCUCCCCGGAGGGCAGAAGAGGCUCCAAGCAUCCAAGCCCAGCCUGUCUCUGAUGAUGAAACCAGUGAUGGGGAAGAGACCCAGGUUAGCGCAGCUGAGCUGGAAGCUUUGAUCAGUGGCCGCUACCCUACCCUCCUUGAGGAAGAGGAUGAGCCUUGCCCAGCUCCUGAGGGCCUGGAUAAGUGGGUCUGUGCACAGCCUUCGAGCCAGAAGGUGACCAACCACAACCUCCACAUCACAGAGAAACUGGAAGUGCUGGCCAAAGCCUACAGUGUUCAGGGAGACAAGUGGAGGGCCCUGGGCUAUGCCAAGGCCAUCAAUGCACUCAAGAGCUUCCACAAGCCUGUCACCUCCUACCAGGGUUUCCGGAGCCUAGAAGACAUCCGCAACCAGGCCUCCCUGACUCCCCAGCAGGCCAUUGGCCUGAAGCAUUACCAUGACUUCCUGGAACGCAUCCCCAGGGAGGAGGCUACAGAGAUUGAGCAGACAGUCCAGGAAUCAGCUCAGGCCUUCAACCCUGGGCUGCUGUGUGUGGCAUGUGGUUCGUACCGACGGGGGAAGGCAACCUGUGGUGAUGUGGACGUGCUGCUCACUCACCCGGAUGGCCGAUCUCACCAGGGCAUCCUCAGUCGCCUCCUUGACAGCCUUCGGCAGCGAGGGUUCCUGACUGAUGACUUGGUGAGCCAGGAGGAGAACGGCCAGCAGCAGAAGUACCUGGGUGUAUGCCAGCUCCCAGGGCCAGAGCGGCGGCACCGACGACUGGACAUCAUCGUUGUGCCCUACAGCGAGUUUGCCUGCGCCCUGCUCUACUUCACCGGCUCUGCCCACUUCAACCGCUCCAUGCGGGCUCUGGCCAAGACCAAGGGCAUGAGCUUGUCAGAGCACGCCCUCAGUACAGCUGUGGUCCGGAACGCCCAAGGCCUCAAGGUGGGGUCUGGCCGAGUGCUGCCCACCCCCACUGAGAAGGAUGUCUUCAGGCUCUUAGGCCUACCCUACCGAGAACCAGCUGAGCGGGACUGGUGACCCAUGGCUGCAGGGGAGGGGGCGGCAAGCUGGACCAGCUACUCCCCCGGCCAUCUGCUACUCCUUUCUGUCCUCAGCUGGCCGAACCUCACUGCUUCAACCACCAGCUCCUUGGGCCUGAGGGAAAGGGCCAGCCUGGCUCCCAGGGUGUGCUCAGCCCUCUCCCCAGCAGGAGCAGGCUGCUGUCCCUUCUACCUCACCACUACCCCUGGUAGAGUUUUGCACACGGCCCCUUGCUCCAUUCUAAGCAGGAACAGGUGGCUGGUCUGAAGCCAGCUUCCUGUGCUGAAGGCCCAGGCAUUCACCCUUCCCUACCCUAAGGAGGGUCUAGCUGCUGGGGGUGGGAUGGGGGCUGCAGAGGGAGAAGCAAGCAGCUGUGGCCCAGCAUCACCCAAGACCCUUUGGAGCAGGAGAACAAACCACUCCGCGUGUGCUCCCUCCUCCCACCCCGCUUCCUGUGCAGCUGGAGGUGUGGGCUGGGGGCACCCCAGGCUCGGUGAGGACAGCAUUUGAAGGCUCAGGGGCCCAGUAAAGUGCCUUUGACAUUCAACCUGCCUGGUGUCUGAGCUCCUGCAGCCUCUGCCUGCCUUCUGACCCCUGGGCAGAGACAGAGAUGGGAGCUGAAUGAGAGCCAAGAAAGGCAAGUUAACUGCUCUCUAAACAUGCCUGGCCUGAGGCAGCUCCUGAACUCAGAAGGGGGCAGAGUGAACGUUAAAAGAGAGAAUUCAUGGAGUCAGGCAUUAGGUACUUGUAUCUGCCCAUCUCCUGUGGGCCCUGCUGUAGCAUAGGCUAUCUGGGGACAUGAACAAAGGUGACAAGGCUCAUUAGGAGCAACUAAAUGGUGACUUCUGUGCUACUGACAGGGCUGAGGCAGUCGGGGAAGGCUGCCUGGAGGAAGAGGGGCCAGGCUGGCAGGGAAAUAGCCUAUUUGAGGUAGGUGAGCAGGCUCUGUUUGGGAACAGCUGAGGAAUGCACUUUAGAGAGGAUGCUGUAUGCUGGGAGUCAGGGGAAGGCCAGGCUGCUAGAGGACGUAAAGUCCAGCUGAGGGGCUUAGUUUGAUAGAGUGGAGAGCAGCAAGUCCAGCUCGUGGGAUCAGGGUGGUUUUUGGAGGCUGGACCUUGUAGGACAGGGAGAAUUUGGUGAGGGGAGGAGAGGAGUAUGGAAGAAAGUUUGGGCAUACCAAGUGUGGAGAAUAACGGACACAGGCAGGAGAAGGAGGCUGUGUUGGAGGAGAAGCAAGGAGCCUGGGGAGGCUCCGUGAUGUGGGGGAUUUUGAGGGGAGCUCAGGCCGCAGAGAUGGGCUCAAACCUGAGUGUGCCAGCUGUGAGGCAGGGUGGGAGGCGAGUGCCAAGUACUGCAUCUCUGUCAGUACCUUGCAGAGUCCCAGAGCUGGCUUUUGUUGGCCCGUUCUCAGUCGGGGGAUCCCAGAAGCCUUAGAGUGGGCCCCCCAACUGUGGUUCAGAAUCCUGAAGUCCAAGCCGUGGGGCCUUGCUGGCAUGGCUCAUACAAAGGAGUCAAAAGCCAUGGAGUCUGGGGGCCCCUUUCACUGCUCAGUACCAACAGUGACAGCCACAUCAAAGGCCCAGAAGCUGCUGUGAGGGGGGAACCUCUCCCUCAGAGCUUCUACUCCCAGGGAGGCAUGGCUGUGCAAGGCCUGGAGUGGAUGAGAGGAGCUGUGAAAUCCCUCUGCCCUCCAGGUGCUAGGGCUGCUUUUGGACCCGCCUACUGCUCCUUCUGUUGUGGACUGGGCCCUCAGUGCCUGCCACCAUCGCCAGCAAGGGUCGGAGCUGGCAGCAGCCCAAAGCCUGGGGCGUCUGGGUCCAAAUGUAGACGUUGCUUCUCUCCUUUUGCUUUCCACUUCAGCGCUCUAGCCUGCUCAGCAACCUUUCCAGCCCCAGAGGAAUGGGGCCUCCAGGGCUUGGAGAAGAGGGAAUCCGUAGGUCCCCGGUGGUAACUUGGCCAAUUAACCCCUUCCUGCACACAGGGAGUUCCCAGACUACAGGGAGGGAUAGUGCUGACUUCUUUGUCUGAAACCAGGAGCCUGGUCCCCAUUCCUGACACACACACACCCGCUGCAUCUGCCUUAACCCCUGCCCCCAGAAGACUCAGAAAUCCGGAGUCUGCCUUCAAACAUACAAACCCUGGUCUUACCUCCUGACCAGGGCAGCGGGAAGUCCUGGAUAAAAAGGAAGAGUGCCACACCCUCCAGAGAGACCCCUCCUGGCGCUCUGAUCUUCUUGGCUGCUGAAUCUGACAAAGAAGUCCGGGAGAAGAACUGAUCAAGGGACUUCUGUGCCUUGAAAAAGGCUGUGCAGUUUGGGGGAGGGGUGGUAAGCAAAGAGUGUGCGUAGGGGCUCCCCAGCCACUUCAGAGCCUGACCCUGGUUCUUGGGCAGGCUCUCAGCCCAGUGCCCCAACCUGCUGGAAGAGGAGACUGAAUUUUGGAGCGCUAGUGGGAACUGGCGUCCUGUCUGGCAACUGAGCACCCCAGACCACCACCCAAUCACCACCUGGUCCUGACGAGAAGGAGAGGAGCCCCACAGCCUGCUUCCUGCCUUUAGCUCAGCUGUCGUCACUCUGUCCCUGAGCCAGAGCUGUCCCUGGCCAGCCACAUGUGUGGUAGGCAGAAUAAUGCUCUCCUAGAGAUGUCCACAUCCUAAUUCCUAGAACCUGUGAAUAUGUUUCCUUACUUGGCAAAAGGGACUUUGCAGAUGUGAUUAAGGAUUUUGAGAUGAGAUUUUCCUGGAUUCUCCAGCGUGGCGAAUUUAAUCAUGAGUCCUUAAAAGUGGAGAACCUUUCCCUGUUACAAUCCGAGAGAGAGAUGUGAAAGAUGGAAGGAAGGUCAGAGAGAUGCGAUGUUUCUGGCUUUAAGAGAGAGAGGGGCCCACCAGCCAAGGAAUGUGGGCAUCCUCUAGAAGCUGGAAAAGGCAAGGAAACAGAUUCUACUCUAGAGCCUCCAUAACAGAACCCAGCCCUGCCAACACCUCAGUUUUAUUCCAGUGAGACCUGUCAGACUUUGAAACAAUAGAACUGUGCAGUAAUAACUUUGUGUUGUUUUAAGCCACUAAGUGUGUGGUAAUUUAUUCCUGCAACAAUAGAGAACCAAUAGACGGGG